AUGCUGCUCCGGAAAGGUACGUUUCCCGAGGUCUUCUCCUCAUUUGACUGUGAGCCAGAGGAGGCUCUGAAAAGGAUUGACAAUCUGAAAGAAAUGCCUUCUACUCCUUAUUGUCUCGAUAACCAACGGGAUCCUGUAUACUCGGCCAUUCCUUAUGCCGAUGACUCUCAUCUAGAUGUCCCUUUGACUCCCAUUCGUUGCCCUGAGAACCAUGCGAAAUAUUCUAUAGAUGCAUAUCCUAGUUUUAAAAAUCUUCCAGAAUCUUCUGAAGUCUUAUGCAUCCAUGACAUGCAAAAGGAUUCAAAUGAACUCGAUUAUUGCUCAGAUGACUUCUCUCCAAUUAGGUUAUUCCCUAAUGCAAAUCGAUCUUACCCAAGUCUUGCAUGUGACUUUGAACAGCUCACUUUGCAGUCCAAACAUGCCAACGUGGAUAGGAAAACAAUAAGCUCUCCUGAAGAUUACUUCUCUUUCUACAAUUCGAGCCUCAAACAUCAUCCACUAACGUCCCGGGAUUCAUCUUCCGAACCGUCUUUGUCUAUUCCGAGAGAUCGUGAUACAGUGCCCGGAAAAUCCACUGAUAAGGAAGAGGCUAUGCCUGUCGAAGCCAUCCCACUUCAGUCUGAGUUCUCUAACGCAUCUUUUACCGUUCAUCGUUGGCUAGAUGAACAUGGAUUUCUAACAACUCUCAGUCCGCAGCGCUCAUUGCCAGACACUACAUGGGACAACGGUGACACAAAUUCAAUUCGGCGUUCGUCUGGUGGUCGUUUACCCCUAUCCGGCUUGCAGGAGACUCUCUCGCCUCAUUAUUUCGAGUCCACACUUCUAUCUAAGGCUCCGUCUUCAUCAGCUAUCUCAUCUAAUUUGACGCACUUGCCUCCUGGCCAAGCGAAUGUAGAAAAUAUGCCACCAAGCGAAUCUAAGAUGGCCCUGCAGUCGGAUGAAGUAAUCUCUGAUACUUCUCUCUUUGCCUCACGUCCUACAGCUCCACCCGGUUACCUAUUCUCUCCUCCCACUUCAACCGAUACAGUCUCCUUGAUCCAGGCUCCCAUACUAUCUGCAGAUUGGGCUUUAGCUGUGCAGCUAUUGCUAUUGCUAUUAGAGCCAUCGCAUCGACUGCGUCUACAGAUCUUAGAAAAGUACUUUAGAGGGAUAGAUGAAGCCUGUCGGCGAGGCCACCGAGACGGCUCUAUUCAGGUGCAGUAA
This is a messenger RNA of Protopolystoma xenopodis, 1203 nucleotides long. The record is from the annotation of a GenBank genome assembly. Lineage: Eukaryota; Metazoa; Platyhelminthes; Monogenea; Polystomatidea; Polystomatidae.